GAAAACUUACAAUUUCUAACUGAUAUUUCCGAGGUCAUGUCAAAUCAAGGAUCCAAAAUCAUUUAUGAUACUGCUAUGGCUGUAUCGCACCCAAGAUCAAAAUUGAAUGUGAAUAAAGUUUCGCAUGAUCCAAUUUCGUUUCAAUUAAAUUAUUCCAUUAGAAACAAAAUUGUUACCUUUAAACUUGAUAGACCUCUGUUUGCUGCCAUACCAUCAGGUGAAGGAAAGACAACAUUGCAAUCACAAAACCCAUUACUGUUUGCCGAUUGGGAACAAUUGUUAGACAGUCAGCAAUGGACCGAAUUUCAACGUUUAUUAUCGGACAAGAAGUGGGAUGAAAUCGAUAAUAUUUUCCGUGUGAUUCGGAUCCCAACUGUCAACCCUAACCGCAUCUACCUUGUCCACGGCUUUUCACAUGUUCCAUUACAUUUGAAGCAAAACUAUUUAGGUGCAUUUUUAUUGGACGUAGGUACAAAUAUUCGCGAAAAUGCUGGAAAUCGCAAAUCGUUAAUGGAAGAACCUCUGGUAUUUUUCUGCCCUACAUUUUCUGCGCGUAAUGAGGCAAUCGUUGAACGUGCCGUACUGUUAUUAAGCGACGUACAAUAUUGA
This is a messenger RNA of Racocetra persica, 609 nucleotides long. NCBI's taxonomy places the organism in Eukaryota, Fungi, Glomeromycota, Glomeromycetes, Diversisporales, Gigasporaceae. The record is from the annotation of a GenBank genome assembly.